This is a messenger RNA of Cantharellus anzutake, 1222 nucleotides long. RefSeq lists its product as uncharacterized. The record is from RefSeq and is a predicted model, not a curated record. Lineage: Eukaryota; Fungi; Basidiomycota; Agaricomycetes; Cantharellales; Hydnaceae. The transcript has a single exon. The annotation marks the transcript as partial.
CUUUGCCGCAAGUGACAACUCGCUGGCAUCUGCUCUUCACCUCCGCUGUGCUUACCGAGUUAUGAAAGGGCUUGGUCUGAUCCGCUCCGGAUGCCUCAUUCUCCUGACCGGGAACUAGUCCUCGAUUGUGAUCUCGUCCACAUUCAAAUCUCGCCUAAAAGCCCUAUGUCUAGUGUCAAAGGUUCAGUAGCUAUAAAUUAGCAGUGACACUCUACUGCAUCUCUUCACGCCUCACAGUGCCUGCGCUUGCACUGUAACGACUUGAAAUGUUUAACUCUAUCACAACUUCGUUCUUCAAGACGUUGGGCAAGAGAAGUGGAGAUGCUUCGGCUGAAUCUAGGUCCCCCUCUUCCGCCCCUGGUAAAGGAUUGAGUGUCUCCCCUUCCGCGCCAACAGUCGCUAUCAGCGACGGCAAGGCAUCACCUCACUGGACCGACACAAAGAGCACUGCUCAACUUCUCAGGAUGAUUCUUGAAGAAGCUUCCUCUUCACCAAUCUCUCCCUCAUCCUCUGAUUUGUGCCCGACGCUUCCUCAAUCCACUCCAUCUACUCCCCGCGGCUGCAGCACCGUCUACGAAAUGGGUCCUCCAUCUCCUCCAAUUUCAUUCAUUAAGAAGCAUAUGCCGGAAGACAGGUUUGAGGAAGCACUGGCGCACCAACAAGGCGUCAAACUUAAACAGUCCCGGGUCCCUUCUAUCAAACUCGUCGUUAAUCCCAUGCUAGUUCCGCAUUACGCGAUGCCUUUUUUUGGCUUCGACGAUGAUGACGAGACUGAAUUAUCCGAUUGCUCAGAAGAGGGAUGGAGAGAAUGCACCAUUAACUCGGAGGUGAAGUCGAGAGACAAUUCGCCGACAUCGCAACCAGUUUCUGGCCUUGAUAAGAUCUCGCAUGCGACCAAACCGAGACGAAAACGCUUUAAUGGCAAGCCAAGUAAUGGCAGAGGGAAGCGAUCAAAAUUCGCAAGAAAAUGAGAGCCACUCAACUUAACCCUGCGCCUACCUUCCCCACAUCCACUCCUACCAACGCUGCAAUACGCUGCGCCGUGUUCAGCUUUGCAUUUGUUUUGUACUCUGCUUCCUUCGUUUUAUUGUUUCUGUUCAAUCUGUUCUAUUGGCAGGUCUCUACGUCCUCUUGGGUUCCCGGACUACUGUUGUAAUUGUACCGGUUUAUGUUUAUUCUGUUUCGACUCCCAGUGCGCACCCAGUGCUUAUCCACGCAUAUG